AUGGAAUCAAGGUUUCUUGUCUUCCCUAACAUGCGUUCAGGCGGCGAUGAUGCACAGGAUACUAGAUCGUACCGAGUGUUUCAGAAGCAUAUAGUGAAGCGCGUAGGGAAGAAGAUCACAUGUCUUACCAAAGGGCUGAGUUCAUCAGAGGAUAAGUAUCCUGAUUUUCAACAAAUUGGGGAUCUUUAUGGGGUGAUCCUCGAACAAUAUGGCAUGCAUUUCUACAAGGCGAUCACCAACAACAGGAACUUGUUGGUGAUUAUGGAUAGGAGAGUCCAUACCGCCAUGGACUUGAAAAAGUGGCUAAUUAUGAUUAUGGAGCUAGUUGGAAAUAACUUAGAGAUAUUCCCACACGGCUGCCAAUGGUUGCUAUUGUUUGUUGAUAGGAGUAAUCUAGUGAAUAUCAAGGACUUGUUAAAGAAUUUAAAUUGGAUAGGUGGAGAAAUCGUACAAAACUUUGGUGACUGCUGUACUGGUGAUGAAAAUCCAGUCUGUUGGAACGACACAGAUUUUAUAACGAUUCGUUUUGAAUGUUGA
This is a messenger RNA of Eremothecium cymbalariae DBVPG#7215, 537 nucleotides long. RefSeq names its product Oaz1p (gene OAZ1). Lineage: Eukaryota; Fungi; Ascomycota; Saccharomycetes; Saccharomycetales; Saccharomycetaceae. Gene Ontology annotation, molecular function: ornithine decarboxylase inhibitor activity. Bases 1 to 537 code for a protein of 178 amino acids. The record is from RefSeq and is a predicted model, not a curated record. The transcript has a single exon.